CGCCCCAUGAGGCACCCGAAUAAGGGUUUGCGGCCGGAUCCGCCCAUGAAGACGGUCGACGGCUCGGGGUCGGCGCGGGGCGACACCGCCGACGCGGCCGUCGCCCCAUCAUCCAAGAGGCGCAGGCCGACGUUCGGACCGUGCGAGCACGGCGUGAAGCCACGGUCCAGGUGCGUCAAGUGCGUCGGGUGCGAGCACGGGCGGUGGCGCAAGUUCUGCAAAGCGUGCGGCGGCGGCGCGUUCUGCGAGCACGCGGUGAUAAAGUACAGCUGCGUGAAGUGCGCGGGCGGGUCCGUCUGCCCGCACGGAAGGCGUCGCACGAGAUGCGGGGAAUGCGGAGGGGGCUCAAUGUGCGAGCACGGGCGGCAGCGGCACACGUGCAAGGAGUGCGGCGGGACGUCCGUGUGCGGACACGGCAAGCUGCGGCACAGGUGUAAGGAGUGCGGGGGUGCGUCGGUCUGCGCGCACGGCAGGUUGAGGUACCGAUGCAAGGAGUGCAUGGGCGAAGCUGCGGCGAAGUGGUGAGCCAUCGACGAUGAGAAAAAAAGAUGAGAUGCAGCGGCGACUGAUGGAACGACGACGACUGACGGAGGAACGACGGAGGAACGCGAACGAAUCGUGAUAGCUAGGACCUAGGUAGAGACCGCCGGGAAUCGAACCCACGAGCGCGCGCU
Molecule: messenger RNA, 674 nt
Organism: Micromonas commoda
Lineage: Eukaryota; Viridiplantae; Chlorophyta; Mamiellophyceae; Mamiellales; Mamiellaceae
Exons: 1
Coding region: 7-525 (172 amino acids)
Source: RefSeq, a predicted model, not a curated record